Chondrus crispus (carragheen) is the source of this 3393-nucleotide messenger RNA. RefSeq lists its product as hypothetical. Gene Ontology annotation, molecular function: protein binding. NCBI's taxonomy places the organism in Eukaryota, Rhodophyta, Florideophyceae, Gigartinales, Gigartinaceae. Bases 1 to 3393 code for a protein of 1130 amino acids. The record is from RefSeq and is a predicted model, not a curated record. The transcript has a single exon.
AUGUCCUUGCAACAAGCUGCCCAUCCUUUAACAAUACUCCGUGCUGAUGUCGAACCGAUGGUUCUGGGCUGCGAAUCAGGACUUCGGCGCAGCUCCCUAGCAACGGCUGCUAAGCCGCGCAGUGAUACGAGAAGAAUGAGCUUUUCAUCUUUUCUCCUUGAACGACGCCAAAAGUAUGGAAGAGCGCAUCCAUGGGCGUAUCUACCAUCGCCAUCCCUAUUCACAACUCAUCUUCAGUCUCCGAGUUCUUUCAUUGGGAAUCAGAGAAAAUUCCAUCGGAUGGUAGCUUUCAAUCGCCGUUGUCAUUCAUUGCAUAGAAAUGUAAGCCGUUCACGCAGACAUCGCAUAUUCAUGUGUGACGCAUCAAUGCCAAUUGAUACGAUGGCUGCAGCAGCUGUCGGUGUUGAAGGUGAAGCUAAACAAAAACCAAGAAGAAGCCGCGAACGGGCAACUUGGCAGUUCUUUACUGAGACUGCAAUACAAAUCUCAAUCACAGGUCUGGCAAUUGCGGCCUCUGUUAUAGCAAAAGCGCGUUUCUUUGCGUUUGCAUCGGCAUUUUUGUACCUUCCACAACUUUUUCUAGCCCUACGUCGUUUUCGCCGGGAGCUCGAGGUUGGAAGCUUCGCAGAAAUGGAUUCCCAAGGUACACAGGAAAGGCGGUUGGAGGCCAUGGAAACAAUGGAAGCGAAAGAGAAACAGAUUAAUGAAUCUCUUUUAGCGUCUGCGGCAAUUCGAGGGUCGAUUGGCUCGGAGGUAGACAUGUUGCGGUAUUCCAUUGAACAGAUGGAAAUAUCCACUAUUCAGAGGGAGCAAGCCCGAAAUCGCUCGAUUGCCGAUGCUUUGGCUUCUCUUGAUGAAAGCAUUCGAGCCGUGCGUAGGACUGUUGAAACAAGGAAUCAAAUCGAGAGUGCCGCUCCGUUUGCUCUAGUUGCGGAACUGGAGACUUCUCAGUCAAGGUUGAAGCAGUCAGAGCGUGAGAAAGGUGAGCUGCAAUCUAAAUUGCAGAUUCUCCAAGCCAAUUUUGAGGAGGCCAAGCGCAGUGGAGAACGAGCCCGCAGAGAGGCGGAUGAAGCAACCCAAAAAGAAUUGCUGCUACGGGUGGAGCUUGCUACAGUCACAAGCCGAUUGACACGCCUUGAUGAGAUUACAGAAAGGUUGCAGACGGCCGAGCUUCGAAACGAUGAGCUUCGCGAAGAAGUGGUCAUCAAAUCGAGGGAAGAGGAGAAUUUGCGGCAGUCCGCCGCUGACUCAGAAAAGCGGGUCUUGCGCGUGGAGAACAUUUCGCGUGUACUACGAGAGAAGAUGCAAGGCAUCACCGGCAGAGGCGAGCAUUCAGAACGAAAAAGAAGUCCACAACCAAUAUCACAGACGGAAGCGGAAGCUGAAGAGCAGUUUUGGCAGCGGCGACUUCGCAGCAGCGCUUCAAUCCCUAGACCAGGCUCACUUUUAUACCAAGAGUUACUUGGAAGCCCUUCGGAUGGGAAUUACAACAAAGAGUGGCCAGAUUCUCCGUUAGACGGGGGGGUUCAAGAGAAGAAACGGCAGGCGCAGCUCGAAAACUUGCCUGCAGACGGUGGCUUUGGAGAUGUAAGCACAACUGAGCAGUCUAGCGAAGGGGAUGGUGGUCAGAGUGUAAGUACGGGGCAGCUGCCUGUCCCAGCUGGAGAUGCAAUGUUUUCUUUUUCGAGGGGGGAGUUUGACAGCUCCGGAAAACCCUCUUCUAGAACUUUACCCGCUGCGCCAAGUCAGGAGAAGAAGGUAGAUGGCGAUGGGCCUUCGGACGUACCCACAGCAGAUUUAACGGGGAAGGAAAUUGCAGACCAGGCGGGGCGACUUGAUAUGCUUGAAUACCAAGUUGAUGGAAAAUUGAAAUCUGAGGCUCCAAACGUAACUGAAACAAACCCAGAUAAAGCUUUGGAGGGGAUCAGCAAUUUUGAGAGAAAGCUUGGAGGGGAGCGAGCAAUUUCUGAAACCAUCGAAGCAACAGAACGUACUUCCGAAACAAUGAGAGAUGAGUUUGUUGUCGGAAAGGCUUCAACACCUGACCCUGAGCCAAGCCAGAGUAUCAGCAUAGACGGAUCCACAGGUACGUCUGAUUCAGAUGACUCCUCUACGAACAACCCCGUGAUACCAUCGGGAGGCUCACUUUCCUUGAAGCCUUUGAAAGAAGGGAACCAGAAUGAGUCGAAUCUAUCCGAGAAAAGCAUAGGAGACCAACUGGAGCUUACUCGUUCAUCAACGUUAGAAAAUAAUGUAUCAGACAAAAGCAAUAGCCCUGCUGCUGGAGGAAGCUUGGCUGAUGCCGUUUCAUUUAAUCAAGAUAAUGAAGGAUCUAAUGCGAAGUCCGAGAACGGGGGGGUAAUCCUAUCUCCUGAUGCGGCAGAAUCGCAGAAUGCGAGCACUGAAGAUGUCUUGGAGGGCUCCUCUGACACUGUCACAGGGUCGGUGCAGUCCUUGGAAAUGCCAAAUGCAGGAGGCGCUGUUCUUGAGUCUCGUGAUACUGCUAGUUUCAAUGGGGGCAACUCUGUUUCGCGCAAGGUGUCCAAAACUGAUGAGAAAGCGCAGAUACCUUCAAGUUCGAUGGAAGAGAGUCCGUCAGGGCGGAUCAAAGGAGUAAUAGACGAAGAAAAGCCAGGAGCUGCUGUUACUGACAGCAAAUCCAAUGACGUUACCAAUGGAGACUCUUCAGUAGUUGACAAGGCGGACGAAGCAUCCUUACGAAGUAAUCAAGUUUUUGACCGAAAUCCUCUACAGAGAAAGAGACCUGUUCCGACUCCAAAAGAGCUCGUCGAUUCGGCGAAUGAACUUGUUAAACAAGCACGAAAACGUGGUGUCGCUGUUGCGCAAUCGGACGGUUUGUUUCAGCGCGCUGUAUCCAAGUUGGAAGCCGCGAUGAGCCUAGGAUUUGAAAGGCCCUAUGUUCAGGCAGAGUAUGGUGGUGCGUUGCUCGCAUGGGCCAAGGUUAAUCUCGCUGACCCUGCUUCGUACAAACGCCUGACAAAGGCGCAGCGAUAUUUGUCAGCGAGUUUGCAGACACGUCCAAACGAUGAAGACACUGUUUUCAACACGGCAUUGUGCUUGUGUUUACUCGGGUCAACGAGUGAGCCCCGGCAGGCGAAGGAUUAUUAUUCGAGGGCAUGUGAACUCUACGAUAGAUUACUGGGUCUUAACGGCACUUCAAGAAUCGGUGCGUUCAAUUGCGGGCUGGCCUACAUUUCGCUGGGCAGACUAGCACUGGUUGACGACGAGAUCGAUGAAAAGGCGAGGAUUGGAUAUUUUGAGACAGCGCUCGAGAGAUUUGGAACGGCAAUAGAGCUGAAACCUGGAGAUGGCAAAGCUCAAACAUACUUGGAAGACUGCAAGAGGGAAUUAUCACAGCUGCGUCAAGAAUAG